Molecule: messenger RNA, 8466 nt
Organism: Phalacrocorax carbo (great cormorant)
Lineage: Eukaryota; Metazoa; Chordata; Aves; Suliformes; Phalacrocoracidae
Source: RefSeq, a predicted model, not a curated record
UUCUUCGGGGGUGCGGCGGCCGCUGUCCGUGCGCCCCGGUGUGAGCUGCUGGCACCGGCUGUCUCCGCCUGAGGUGUCGCCGUAGCCGCAGCAGCCUGGCCUUGCCCCUGUAUCACUAAGGAUGAGCCCCCGCGCUGCCCAGCGCGCGUCCCUCCCUGCCCGCUCGAGUCCAUUCAUCUAGCGACUGGUCUCCCUCGCAAUUAUGGAGUUUUAGAAGAAUAAGGUAGUGUGGAGGGGGAAUCCCCCUCUCCACACUUGAGGUAGUUCACUUUUGGAAUUUUGUAUGGACAAGAAUAUUUGUUAUAUAAGAUGGUGAAAUAAGACUUCUAAAAAUAUAUAUUUAUAAAUAUUUAUUUGGAUCAAGUGCCAAACAUAGCAGUAUAAAGAUUUCUAAUGGCAGCUCAAUAAAACUGGAUUUACAUCCUUGGAAUUACAAGUUUUUUAAGGCACUGUGGUGUGUACUGGAGUGCCUUGAUACACUUAAGGGUUGUUCCCCUUAAGGAGAGGAGCAGCUUCAGAAGUGAAGAUGAGUUCUCUUGUACCAGACUGCACUUCAAAAUGUCGAUCUCUACAGCAUGCUUUGGAUGUUAUUUCUGUGGUAACCAGAGGAAGUGAAGGCCAGAUCAAGGCCUGCCUUUCUUCUUACUGCUACAAUGCUGCAACUAUAAAGGAUGCCUUUGGAAGAAACGUUUUACAUCUUGCUUCAUCUUGUGGCAAAAAAGGUGUGCUAGACUGGUUGGCUGAGACCAAAGGAGUAGAUCUCUUGGCGAAAGACAAAGAGUCUGGAUGGACAGCUUUGCACAGAAGUAUAUUUUAUGGAUACAUUGAUUGUGUUUUGUCAUUACUGAAGCAUGGUGUUAGUCUAUACGUUCAGGAUAAAGAAGGCUUAUCAGCACUGGAUCUGGUGAUGAAAGAUAGGCCAAUCCAUGUGGUCUUCAAGAAAACCGAUCCUACAGAAGUCUACACCUGGGGGAACAAUAUAAAUUUUACUUUGGGUCAUGGUGGUCAACAGGGUAAACAUCAUCCUGAAUUGGUGGACCUUUUUCCUCGAAAUGGCGUGUAUAUCAAACAGGUGGUGCUCUGCAAAUUCCAUUCUGUGUUCCUUUCGCACAAAGGUCAAGUUUAUACAUGUGGACAUGGACAAGGAGGACGCUUGGGUCAUGGUGAUGAACAAACGUGCCUGGUUCCAAGACUUGUGGAAGGCUUAGCUGGCCAUCAGUGCUCUCAGAUAGCCGCAGCUAAGGAUCACACUGUUGUUUUAACAGAAGACGGAUAUGUUUACACGUUUGGUUUAAAUACUUUCCAUCAAUUGGGUAUUCUUCCUCCUCCUGCUAAUUGCAAUGUUCCUAGACAGGUUCAGGCAAAAAACCUGAAAGGGAGAACGGUGAUUGGAGUGGCUGCAGGCAGGUUCCAUACAGUGCUAUGGACUAAGGAAGCAGUGUAUACCAUGGGGCUGAAUGGCGGCCAACUAGGUUAUCUGCUGGAUCCUAAUGGAGAAAAAUGUGUAACUGCACCUCGCCAAGUUUCUGCUUUACACCAUAAAGAUGUCUCUGUGUCCUUGGUCUCUGCAAGCGAUGGUGCCACAGUAUGCGUUACUGAAAGAGGAGAUAUUUAUUUACUUGCAGACUAUCAGUGCAAAAAGAUGGCUUCAAAACAGCUGAACCUUAAAAAAGUUCUUGUUAAUGGGGGAUAUUUGGAGUAUAAGGUAGAUACCCAGCAUCUUAAAGAAAAUGGGGGUCAGAAGAUUUGCAUUCUAGUGCUGGAUGAAGCUGGUAGAGUGUUCUGCUGGAAGUCAUCUAACAACUCCAUGAAGCAGUGUCGUUGGGUGUAUGGCCGGCAAGUCUUCAUGUCCGACGUUGCUUUAAAUAGGAAUGAAAUAAUGUUUGUCACACAAGAUGGUGAAGCCUUUACAGGGAAAUGGCUGGAAGAAGGGAAAAAAAUCUCAGAAAAGAAAGAACUUGUUUCGAGCCUUCAGAAUUCUUCAUGUGAUAUAUCUUGUGAACAUGAUACUAACAGUGUGUAUGAAAGAAUUCGACUUCAGAAGCUUACUUUUGUCCACCGAGCUGUUAGUAUUGCCACCGAUCCUAAUGGUUGCAAUUUUGCUGUUUUGCAGUCAGAUCCUAAAACAAGUCUCUAUGAAAUUCCAAGUGUGUCAUUAUCAAGUUUUGGAGAGGAUUUUGGCAAACUGUUAGAGGAAACGGAUGAAAUGGACAGCAUCCAUGAUGUGACUUUUCAGAUUGGCACAAGAACGUACCCCGUGCACAAAUACAUCUUGGCUGUACGCUCUGACUUCUUCAGGAAGCUCUUUGUUUCCAGUGACAACCAGCUAGACACUCCAGACGUCUACCGUAAAGAUGAAGAUGCUGUUGGAUGUGAUCUUUAUGUAAUAGAGAAAGUUCAUCCAGAUCUGUUUGCAUACCUUCUGCAGUUCAUAUACACUGAUACUUGUGAUCUUUUGACUCAUGGUUAUAAACCAAAAAUCGUGCAUAAAGGAAAAUCGGAAGAAUAUCAAGAUACUUUAAUUUCUAACCUGAGCAAAAUGAGUUUUGAUGAAAAUGUUAAUGGGAAGUCUGCAUUUGACAUUUAUAGAAAUAAUCAAGUGCAAGUUAUAAAUGAAAAACAGAAGAGCAAAUCUAAAAAAGGCAAAGUUGUUGGUGAAGAAGCUAACCUCAUAAAAAUGCUGCAAAGUGCUGCAAAGAAGUUUGGACUCAGCAAUUUAAGUGGAAGGUUGGAUGGAAUCAGGUUGGAAAAUGGAAAAAUUAAUGUUGUCAACAAGAAGAAUGGGAACAAACCAAAGUUAAAUCAGAAGAAAUGUUCAUACCUCUGCGAUGUGACCCUGAAAUCUUUAGAUGGAAAGGAAUUCCCGUGUCAUAAGUGUGUACUUUGUGCAAGACUUGAUUAUUUUCACAGCAUGUUAAGCAGCUCAUGGAUUGAGGCUUCCUGUUGUUCAGCUCUGGAAAUGCCAAUCCAUUCUGACAUACUACAGAUAAUUGUAGAUUACCUGUAUACAGAUGAAGCUCUUGCUAUAAAAGAUUCUCAAAAUGUGGAAUUCAUAUGUAAUGUUCUUGUGGUAGCAGACCAACUUCUUAUAUCCAGACUCAAAGAAAUCUGUGAAGUAGCUAUUGCAGAAAAACUUACUUUAAAGAAUGCUGCCGAGCUGUUGGAGUUCUCAGCAAUGUAUAAUGCUGAACAGUUAAAACUGUCCUGCUUGCAGUUCAUAGGACUCAAUAUGGCAGCUUUGCUUGAAGCAAGGACUCUGGAUGUCUUAAGUGAUGAAGUUGUGAAGGAACUUUCUGUUUAUUACAGGAAAAUGAUUCCGGCCAUGGUCAGGAGAGUAAUUACUCCAUACCCAGAUGGACCUGACAUAAGUUCUUUUGAGCCUGAAGAUGGAGAGAACUUUGUCUUUUUAAGGGAAGAAAUGAAUGCAGAACAAAAUUCUCAGGAAGCCCUUUUCAAAAGAGCAAAAUCUAAGGCAAAAAAGAAGCCACGAAAACGGUCUGACAGCUCUGGAGGAUAUAAUCUAUCAGAUAUUAUUCAGAGUCCAGCCUCUACAGGCUCAAUAAAACUGGAUAAAACUAACUCUGUAGAAUCACUUCCAGAACUCUUAACAUCUGACUCUGAAGGUAGCUACGCAGGAGUGGGUAGCCCCAGAGACUUGCAGUCCCCUGACUUCACAAAAGGAUCUCAUCCAGAGAGGACUGAGAUGAAGGACAAAGCAUGCAGUCAGGGUGUGAAACCCUCUCAACCUAACAAGGAGAUGAAGUUAUACAAGGGAUCAUCAGUGUUGACACAGUCUGUUCCACAGUCCAUUCCCAAAAACAACUCUGCAAGCUCUCCCAAUUGGGUAGCAACCAGUUUCAGCCCUGCCAGCCCUCCUGCUAUGGAUCUAAGAACCAUCAUGGAAAUUGAAGAAAGUAUGCAGAAAUGUGGAACCAUGCCAAAGGCAAAUUCAGGCAGAAUGGCAUCUCAUGGAAUCAAACUUUCUCAGAAGCAAAGGAAAAUGAUUGCCCUGGCAGCAAAAGAUAAUGGAUCAGUAACUAGCAGCAUGGAGCCUACUACACUAACAACUGCACCACCCCCACCUAUGAAAGUUGCAAAACUAGGGAAUGCAUGGUCAUCUUCAUUACAUUCUACUUUGCCAAAGUCAUUCCGUGAUCUUGUAAUGGAAGAAGAAAAAUGUAUGAGUGCGAAUAAUUCACCUGGUACUGUUAUUAAAAGAGCUGGAUAUAAAGGAACUGAGGAUUCAUUAGUCCAAAACACCACAAGGUGCAACACUAGGAGUAGCCCAGGUCUGGAAGACCAUAUUCUGGAUUCUCCACAGAUGGAGAGUUGUAAUCCUUGGUUAGCAGCAUCACCAGCUAGCUCUCCUGUGACAGCACCUGUCAUGUUUUCAGCUAUUGUUGAGGAAGAGCUCCAGCAGGAAGCUGCUCUUAUUAGGAGCAGAGAAAAACCUUUGGCUUUGAUCCAGAUUGAGGAGUGUGCUAUUCAAGAUUUAUUAAUCCACUAUGAAGCUUUUGACAACCCUGAUGAAUUUGUGACUGUUGAAAGGGCUCCGCAGGGACCUAUAGCAGCACCUAUGUGGAACAAGCACUAAUUCAUACCCUUCACAGCCCAUGUUGUAUGUGCACUUCUGAGGUUCUCAUUCUUGCUACAAGUAAAACAGGACUGGAAGAACAGGAUUUAUGUAAUUUUUAACAUCAGCAUUAAAAUUCUGCACAUAAUCACUAGGUAUUUGUUAGAGAGAACGGAAAUAAUGUGUUCACUGUGUCCUUUACCCACAGUAUAUAUUGUAUGUAUGUUUUGAGAGAAUUUCUUUAACAAGACUUAAUAUUAAUGUUACAUGAAGCUGUAGAUUGGAAAUGCGUUUACUAAUCUUAAAUUGCGAGGGAUUUUUGUUAAAUUCACAGGUCGCUGAAAAGCGAGUGCUUAUUUUGUGAUUUAAUGUGGAAUUGAAUGUGCAGAAUUAUACAUCUUUAAAGUUGGGGGGGGUAUCUUCUUCAGAGCUUGCUGGCAAAUUGGGACUAUUGGAAAAAGUUUGUGCUUAAACUUCAUGUAAAAAUACAGUUUGAUAAUGCAGUUAUCCUUAAGUUAUGUGUUUAAGUACUGGUUCUCUGAUUGCUGCAGCCAGUACUUUUUACUGUCAUGCUACACGAUGAACUUCUAUGCUGUACCUAAGUGCCCUGCCAUUGCCUGCUCUCAGUUCAGUUGUGCAUGGUUUUUUUCACUGUUGUGAGACUGGCCUUUGAGCGGUCAGCUCCGUUGUGAAGUAAAGCACACAGUUGAAUAGAACGUGGUGGCACUUAAUUAGCUCGUCUCUAGUCUUAUUCUGGUAAACAUGGUACAGUUUUAGAACCACUGUGUUUAAGGUACAACUCACUUGAAGUGCAGAGGAAAUAAAAGAUCUGUGUAUUCACUGUUAAAGCUAUAGGGAUGAAUGCUUGACUGUGGAAUUUGCAAACACCUUCAAAGAUUAUCAUAGGUGGCUUUCAGUAUUGUGUGUUCCAAAGUUCUCUGUGCCUGGUUUAAACAAAUUUAUAUAUGUAUAAAAAAAAAAAAAAGGAAAAAAAAUUAGCCUUAUCUGCAAUAUUCUGUCUAGUUUGUUUGUUUGUGUAGGUGUGUUUUGAACUUGUGCUUUUUCAGUAGUGUCAGUACUCGUGAACUCUGGAAAACUGGAAUUGAGAGAGCUAUGGGAAAUGAAUGUAGAGAAUUGAUCACUGUGUGGUAGAAGAAUCUUGAAAAUACCUAUGUAGAUAUGUCUAAUAGUUUCAGGUCAAGCUACACCAAAAACUCCCCCACAAAAAUUGUAAACAAAUGCAAUAAACCAUAAAAUCUUGAUUUACACAAAGUUAGUAUACUUUUAUGUGCUGUCUAUAUAUAACCAAUGCUUUAGGUAACUAUAGAGUAAUCUAAAAUAUUUCUUUUGUGUGUGAAACAAGAACUGUAGGUAUCUUGAAGUGAUGCAGGCAAAGGAAGAUGUAGCUUUUAACUCUAUAUUAAAUUCUACUGGUGAUUCAUUCACUGUACUUGCAUUAAGUGCUUUACUUGUUGCACUGCGGGGCCUUAGGGCCUGCUGAAACUAUCCUUCUAAUUAAAAGAAAGCUUAGGUACUGUGAGAAAUAGCUAUAAAAGCUAAAAGUGGGCCUUUCCAGGUGUGAACCCAAUUUGUUAUCAAAUAUAAAAAUAUUGUAAAGUUGCUAAUCUGCAUUUUAAUUCCCCUCCCCCCAUUGAUUAGAAUAUGCUGUUCAAAAUGUAAUAUUCCUGUCAUUAUAAGAGGAUGCAUGCUUCCACAGUGCCGAGGAGCUUGAUGACUUUUAAGUUCAUGGUUUAUUGCUGCAGUGUGCUUAUGGUUUGUCCCUGGUUAUACUUAAUGUUCACAAAACAAAGUGAAGAAUGAUCAGUGUACAGCCUUUCUGAAGUUGAGAACAGUUUUUAAACUGUUAAAACAGCUUAAGGCUAAAAUAUGUCACAGACAGCUGUGUAAACUUACAGAUUCCCUUUUUCUUUAACUUCCUUAAAACUUGGAAAUUAACAGAAUUUAAAAAUGUCUGAAGUAUACUUAAAAUUCAAAUCAUAGUGGAAACAAAAACAAGUUUCUAAAUCCCUGGAUGUAUACUGGGGAUAACUUAUGGAACACAUGAAAACUCAGACAAAACCCCAAACAAGGCAGUUGCAUUAACAGAUGUAAAUGUCUUUCUGUGGAAGAGGUAGAAUUUAAAUUUUUUGCAGUAUCAUAGAAUCAUAGAAUGCCCUGAGCUGGAAGGGACCCACAAGGAUCAUCAAGUCUAACUCCUGUCCCUGGACAGGAUGGCCCCAAAAUUCACACCAUGUCUCUGAGGGCAUUGUCCAAGUGCUUCUUGAAUAUUGUCAGGCUUGGUGCCUGGUGAGCCUGUUCCAGUGCUCCAGCACCUGCUGGGUGAAGAACCUUCUACUCUCCAACCUAAACGUCCCCUGGCACAUCUUCCUGCCAUUCCCUUGGGUCCUGUCAUCGGUCACCAGAGAGAAGAGAUCAGUGCCUGCCCCUCCUCUUCCCCUUGUGAGGAAGCUGCAGACUGUGAUGAGGUCUCCCUUCAGUCUCCUCUUUUCUAGGCUGAACAAACCAAGUGACUUUAGCUGCUCCUCAUAUGGCUUCCCCUCUAAACCCUUCACCAACUUUGUGGCCCUCGUCUGGACACUCUCUAGCAGCUUUAUAUCCUCAACAUACUGUGGCGCCCAAAACUGCUCACAGUGCUCGAGGUGAGGCCGCACCAGCGCAGAGCAGAGCGGGACAAUCACCUCCCUUGACCAGCUGCAAUGCAGGGCUUGGUGCACCACAGGACAUGGUUGGCCCUCGUGGCUGCCAGAGCAUGCUGUCGGCUCAGUUUCAACUUGCCAUUGACGGGAACCCUCAGGUGUCUCUCUGCAGAGCUGCUCUCCAGCCUCUCGUUCCCCAGUUUGUAUGGACAUCCAGGGUCGCUGUGCCCCAGGUGUAAAAUCUGGCACUUGCCCUUGUUAAACUUCAUGCAGUUCGUGAUUGCCCAGCUCUCCAUCUGUCCAGACAUCUCUUGAGGGCCUCUCUGCCCUCGAGAGUGUCAGCAGUUCCUCCCAGUUCAAUUGGUAUUCUUUCAAGUCCUGCAUCCAAGUCCUUAACAGAGAGAUUAAAGACUACCCGCCUCAUACUUUGCUUUGAUCAAAACCUAUCAUUUUCCAGUAUUAAUGUGAGGUCAAUAUAUAUUUUCUUUUAUAUCGACUUCAUGAUUGCGUUAUCAUCAAGAUUGAAAGCAACCCCUGGAGACUGCCCAGUCUACCCUCACGCCGCUCAAGCAGGCUCAGCCAGAGCAGGCUUCCUAGGCCCUGUCGAAUCAGGUUUUGAGUAUCCCCAAGGACAGAGAUUCUGAAAGAUGGGCAACCUCUUCAAGUGUUUUACCAUGAGGAUGGACAAAGGGCAUUUUUAUAUUUAAAUAGAAUUUCCUGUAUUUCAGUUUAUGCCCUUCCUUGAUUCUUGUCCUGUCAUUGGGCACCACUGAGAAGAGCCUGUCCCUGUCUUCUUCCCUGCCCCUCCAUCAGGUACUUAUGCACGGUGUAAGAUCCCCCUGAGCCAUCUCUUCUGCAGGCUGAACAGUCCCACCUCUCAGCCUGUCCUCAUAUGUCAAUGCUCCAGUUACCUUGUCAUUCUUUGCUGGGCUCUCCAGUAUGUCCACAUUCACCAUGGGUGUUAUUUUACCAGAUACCUUCUGGAAAAAUAUUUAGGUUUAUUUUAGGAGUUUUAAAACCUAAACAAUUCUGUUUAUCUCUGUUUACUAUAUAGUAGUAGAUCACUAUUCAUUUAGUGAAACAAGUUGAGACUUGCAGCUCACCUCAUUCAGUGGUAAGUGGGUGCCCACUGGUUUUAAUGAUCUUUGGGAACGUGCCUGUGGAUAAUACACUGGGAUUUUCUCUUAAGGGAGUUUCAUAUAACCUCCUUCAAAAAGAUGUCACUUUUUUUUUUUU